This is a messenger RNA of Megachile rotundata (alfalfa leafcutting bee), 831 nucleotides long. RefSeq lists its product as uncharacterized. NCBI's taxonomy places the organism in Eukaryota, Metazoa, Arthropoda, Insecta, Hymenoptera, Megachilidae. The record is from RefSeq and is a predicted model, not a curated record.
AUGGGAGCGGUAAAAAUCACAAAGGGGGUGGUCAGUGCUCGACUGGAACUUCUGGAGAAAAACUGGACAGCUUUUUCCGAAACUCACAACGAGCUUUUAGAUGUCUUCUCCAAGGAAUCGGAGCAUUUCUACUUCCAGGAAGACUAUAUCAGCAUCGGGGAAGAAGCAUACCUGGCUCAAAAGGCAUUUUUACUGGAUCUUCAGGAGGAACUUUCUACCGGUAAGAGCACUCCAUCACAAAAUCCUUCGUCGCUGCGAGCCUUACCAAAAAUAGUGCUCCCUGUUUUUUCGGGAGAAUACAACAAUUGGUCGAAUUUCCGUGAUCUUUUCCAAUCGCUCAUCAUCGAUAAUGACUCGCUCUCGCUUGUCGAAAAACUCCAUUAUCUAAAAACAAGUUUAUCUGGUGAACCCGCUCUGUUAUUACAAAACAUUUCGGUUACCGGUGAUAAUUUUGAACGCGCCUGGCGGUGUAUUACCGAAAGGUAUCAAUAUCUACGAGUGCUGAUUCACGCCCAGCUUACUUCUUUAACAUCUCACCCUACGAUGAAGAAGGAGUCCGCACAAGAGUUGAAGGGAUUGGUUGACGGCACUACCGAUUCGGUUCAAGCCCUCGAAGCUUUGAAGCGGCCAGUCAAGCAUUGGGACGAUUAUCUGGUUUUCGUCAUCGCCGGAAAAUUGGACCCCAAAACCAGGAUGGCUUGGGAAUCACACGUCGGAGCGUCAACCGAACCUUCUACAUUUGAGGAGCUCAGAACCUUCCUCAUCACAAGAGUAAGAGCACUGGAGGCUGUGGAAGGUUCGGCCAUUUCAUCGGCGGCGUCCAGCGGAUGA